GAAGCUCCCGUGUUGUUGUGCGCGGCUGGUUGAGUCCCCGUGUCUGUUGAGCUACUUUUUUCUCGCCACGGCGCUACUUUCGCGUGGGUGCCAUGGGGGAAGCCGAGAAGUUUCACUACAUCUACAGUUGUGACUUGGACAUCAACGUGCAGCUUAAGAUAGGAAGUUUGGAAGGGAAGAGAGAACAAAAGAGUUACAAAGCUGUUCUCGAAGACCCAAUGCUGAAAUUUUCAGGGCUGUACCAAGACACCUGCUCUGACCUUUUUGUUACUUGUCAAGUUUUUGCAGAGGGGAAACCUCUGGCCUUGCCAGUGCGAACAUCCUACAAGGCAUUUAGUACAAGAUGGAACUGGAAUGAAUGGCUGAAACUGCCUGUGAAAUACCCUGAUCUACCCAGGAAUGCCCAAGUGGCUCUGACCAUAUGGGAUGUGUAUGGACCAGGAAAGGCAGUACCUGUGGGAGGAACAACAGUUUCUCUCUUUGGAAAAUAUGGCAUGUUUCGUCAAGGGAUGCAUGAUUUGAAAGUCUGGCCCAAUGUAGAAGCAGAUGGAUCAGAACCCACAAAAACUCCUGGCAGAACAAGCAGUACUCUCUCAGAAGAUCAGAUGAGCCGCCUUGCCAAGCUCACCAAAGCUCAUCGACAAGGACACAUGGUAAAAGUUGAUUGGCUAGACAGAUUGACCUUUAGAGAAAUAGAAAUGAUAAAUGAGAGUGAAAAACGAAGUUCUAAUUUCAUGUACUUGAUGGUUGAGUUUCGAUGUGUCAAGUGUGAUGAUAAGGAAUAUGGUAUUGUUUAUUACGAAAAGGAUGGUGAUGAGUCAUCUCCAAUUUUAACAAGUUUCGAGAUAGUGAAAGUUCCUGACCCUCAGAUGUCUAUGGAGAAUUUAGUUGAAAGCAAACAUCACAAACUUGCCCGGAGUUUAAGAAGUGGACCUUCUGACCACGAUCUCAAACCUAAUGCUGCCACAAGGGAUCAACUUAAUAUUAUUGUGAGUUAUCCACCAACCAAACAGCUUACAUAUGAAGAACAGGAUCUUGUGUGGAAGUUCAGAUAUUAUCUUACUAAUCAAGAGAAAGCUUUGACAAAAUUCUUGAAAUGUGUUAAUUGGGAUCUACCUCAAGAGGCCAAACAAGCAUUGGAACUUCUGGGAAAAUGGAAGCCAAUGGAUGUAGAGGAUUCCUUGGAAUUGUUAUCAUCUCAUUAUACAAAUCCAACAGUGAGGCGUUAUGCUGUUGCCCGGUUACGUCAGGCAGAUGAUGAGGAUUUAUUGAUGUACCUAUUACAGCUCGUCCAAGCUCUUAAAUAUGAAAAUUUUGAUGACAUAAAAAAUGGAUUAGAACCUACAAAGAAAGAUAGCCAGGGUUCAACUUCAGAGAGUGUGUCAAAUUCUGGAGUAAAUUCUGCAGAAAUAGAUAGCUCCCAAAUUAUAACCAGCCCUCUUCCUCCCAUAUCGUCUCCUCCUCCUGCAACCAAAACUAAAGAAGGUUCAGAUGGUGAAAAUCUGGAACAAGAUCUCUGUACCUUCUUGAUAUCAAGAGCCUGUAAAAACUCCACACUGGCUAAUUAUUUAUACUGGUAUGUGAUAGUGGAAUGUGAAGAUCAAGAUACUCAACAGAGAGAUCCAAAGACCCACGAAAUGUACUUGAAUGUAAUGAGACGAUUCAGCCAAGCAUUGUUGAAGGGUGAUAAGUCUGUCAGAGUCAUGAGAUCUCUGCUGGCUGCACAGCAGACGUUUGUGGACCGACUGGUCCAUCUAAUGAAGGCAGUGCAGCGUGAAAGUGGAAAUCGUAAGAAAAAGAAUGAGAGGUUACAGGCAUUGCUUGGAGACAAUGAAAAGAUGAAUCUGGCAGAUGUGGAGCUUAUCCCAUUGCCUUUAGAACCCCAGGUGAAAAUUAGAGGUAUAAUUCCAGAAACAGCCACACUAUUUAAGAGCGCUCUUAUGCCUGCACAAUUAUUCUUUAAGACAGAAGAUGGAGGCAAAUAUCCAGUUAUAUUUAAGCAUGGGGAUGAUUUACGCCAAGAUCAACUUAUUCUUCAAAUCAUUUCACUUAUGGACAAGCUGCUACGGAAAGAAAAUCUGGAUUUGAAGUUGACACCUUAUAAAGUAUUAGCCACUAGUACAAAGCAUGGCUUCAUGCAGUUCAUCCAGUCAGUUCCUGUUGCUGAAGUUCUUGAUACAGAAGGAAGCAUUCAGAAUUUCUUUAGAAAAUAUGCACCAAGUGAAAAUGGGCCAAAUGGAAUCAGUGCUGAGGUUAUGGAUACUUAUGUUAAAAGCUGUGCUGGAUAUUGUGUGAUUACAUAUAUACUUGGUGUUGGAGACAGACACCUGGAUAACCUUUUGCUCACAAAAACAGGCAAACUCUUCCACAUAGACUUUGGAUAUAUUUUGGGUCGGGAUCCGAAGCCUCUUCCACCCCCAAUGAAGCUUAAUAAAGAAAUGGUGGAAGGAAUGGGAGGCACCCAGAGCGAGCAGUACCAAGAGUUCCGUAAACAGUGUUACACUGCUUUUCUCCACCUUCGAAGGUACUCUAAUCUGAUUUUAAACUUGUUCUCCUUGAUGGUGGAUGCAAACAUUCCAGAUAUUGCUCUUGAACCAGAUAAAACUGUGAAAAAGGUUCAGGAUAAAUUCCGUCUAGACUUAUCUGAUGAAGAGGCAGUGCAUUACAUGCAGAGUCUGAUUGAUGAAAGCGUCCAUGCUCUGUUUGCUGCAGUGGUGGAACAGAUUCACAAGUUUGCCCAGUACUGGAGAAAAUGAAGAUAUGUUUGGCCCAUCAAGAUGCUUGGCUUUGUAUGAAAACUACAUUAGAAGCAACCCAUGUAUAAGACUAGCAAAAAGAAGAUACCAUAUAUGCUAAAUAUUAGAUGGUGCCUGAUUUCCUUGUAUGUCAUUGUUUAUAUAUAUGGUCUUGGAGAGAUUGUUUUAAAAUAUUGUAUAUAUUUAUUUUCAAAUGUAUACUAUGUUAAUAUAAGUUUAUUCAAGCAUCAUGUAUAUAUUAUGAGAGUUCUGAAGAAAUUAUAUGUUGAAAUAGAUAAACCUCUUAGUGCUUGGGUUUGAAAUAUCAUUUCCCCCACUCAUCUCUUCACAUCAGGAAAGCAGUUAUAUGAAUUUGAGUUAACUGUCUUGUCUCAGUUUAGAAGGUUUUUGUUUUAUCUUUACCUCCCUCUUCCCCCUCUCUCUCUUUCCUAUUAAUCUCCUAUCCCCAAAUUUUGCUUUUUGUACAUUUGUUUGUUGACUGACUGUAAAAUACUUAAAAGUUUCAUAUAUUACGGCUCAUUAUUUUACAAUCUGAGAAUUGUAUAUAUUUCAAAUAAGACAUUUUAUAAUUGCUGUUUUUUCUUUAAACUACAGUUCACUCUUUUUCUAGUUUGUAAGUACAUUAAGUAGCGUAUGAAAAUGUAAGCUAUCUGAGUAACUGGCCAAAAUAAUACUAGAGCAGCUUUCAGUAUUACGCUUAAGAUAUUUUUAUAUUUGCAUGUAAAUUGCCUUUCUGCAAUAUUUUUUUAAUGCAAAUGUUUUCAAAAGCUUUUUGAAAUACCUCUUCUAGUCUUGUAAUGUAUUUCAGUAAAACAUUGUUACCACUGAUCUUCUAGUGUAUUCCUAACAUACUAAGCCCUGUUCCAAAGGUGAAGAGUCCCACUAAUCCACCUAGCUGUUUCCCUCAUGGAUCUUUGGGGAAAGGGAAUGUGCAUGAAUGAGAAGAGGACAGGAUAAUAAUCUUCACAAAUGAAAGUGUUGCAUUAGUCAUGUGACCUUAUUUAGAAAGAAAAACAAUUAUGUUUUUGCUGAGUAAAUAUUAAUUAUCAAAUGAUGGAAAAGAUUAAAAGGGUUGAAUUAAAGAACAUUUUCAUAUAAUGACAUUAAUUAUGUUUAUUAUCAAAUUCUUAUCUGAGAACUUUCCUCUUUAGAGUGGGGUAACCAGCUGGAAAAUAUGCAUAUUUUAAAAAGCUACCCUAGAGAUACAUGAAAUGGGAUUUGUAGAAAACGCAACAUGCAGGUUUGAAAGAUGGUAAAAGAUGAGAACUUAGCAAAUCGUUAAGAGAGUUUAUCCCAAUGUGAUGGGCAAGUUACAUCCUUUGUAUUGCUUUAAAUUUACUUCCCAUGUUUACAUCUUUAUUUUUCUGUUGCCUGAAAGUUUUUCGCCCAUUUACAUUCUCAUUUGUUCCUAUAUCUAGUGGCAUCUCCUCCAAAAAAUUCUUAAUGUCCCUGUUGAAGUGAUUUCUCCAACCUUCUCGACUCCUGUAAUUAUUUAUAAAGUGCCAAAAAAUUACAAAACAUAAAAAAUAUUUUUCUUUAUAAACACCAACUUGUAAUUGGUGUUUAAUAAAGUUGGGUGUUUUUGUUAUACUUAUAUCUCCUAUUUUAGACUGUUGCAAACUUUCUAUAAAAGGGCCAAGAUGCUUUGAUAUAUUAAGUGCUUUUAAUUUCACUCACAACUUAACUCUGCUGUUACAUAAUAAGAAAGCAGUCAUAGACAACAAGUAAACAAAUGGGCAUCACCGUAUUUGACCUUCCAGCCAUAAUUUGCUGACCCCUGUUUUAAUUAUUAUAUGGCAACACUGAAUCAUCUUGCUCUUUUAUUAAACUUCACAAUAUUUAGUAUAGAUCAUGGUGUGUAUCUAGCAGACCUUCAUAAAUAAUAUUUGGACUAAUAUAAUAUUUAUAAGGUCAAAUGCUGACAACUAGUCAGGAGCAUUGAUCUAGUAUUGUAUUCAGUGCAAAAGUGGUAAGAACUAUCAAUAUAUAGGAGACAAAGUGUUUUUAGUGGUGAAGACAGUUAUUGAGUGAAGAAGGGGCGUAGCUGAGGGUAGACAAAAACUGUGGUUUCACUGAGUAUUUUGGCAGUGGGUGCUGAGUUUACCACAGAAAGAAAAGUGAUUGACCAGUUUUAAUUUCUGUUGCACAAAAUAACCUCUGCGCCUACUGUUUUCCCCAAAAUUCUAUUGUCUUGUUCAGAGCCCUGUCUUCACAAUGCAGUCUGUUUCUUUAUUAUUGCCAUCCAGAUUCUUUAGUACAGUUUAAUAGUAUUUUGUGCAAAAUGCUUACUUUGAGUUUGAGAAAUUUCUGAGAACACAGUGCUUUGAUUAGAAAGUGAGUAAUAAGGUCAUUCCUGUAAACAUUUAGAGUGAGAUUUCUGAGUAGAAGAGAGAGAAUGUGAGUCACAGACACUGAGAAUGGGAUUGUGAAAAAGAAAAAUGAAGUGGUUCAUAUUCCUAAAGAAAGGAUUGAUACACUGAUGUUUUUGCCAUUCUCUGUCUACUAAGGGUAGAUGUUCCCUGGCUUAUUUUUGUCAUAGAGUUUUCAGCUGAGAAUAAUAUUAAGUCAGCAUGAGGAGGGCUUACUACUGCAUGCCAGGACUGCUAAUUGCUUCAUGUGACUCAUGUCAUUAUUCUGUGUAAUGUUCAAUGAGGUGGAAUUGUCUCCCCUUUUUCCAGAAGUUUAAGACAGUUGACUUACCUGCCCAAAGUCAGGCUGCCAAUGAAUGCAGAGUUGGGAUUUGAAGUUGUUAGUCAGAUUACAAUGAUCACAGCCUUCACCAUCAGAUUCUCCUGAGGCAUUGGUGAUAAUACCUCUAUGUGCAUGUGUGUGUUUGGUGUAUUAGGCAUCAGUCUCUAAAAAACAAAACUCUUUUCUUUUUCUAUUGUCACUAACAGGAAUACCAAAGUUACAGACUAUACUAAUAAAGUAAAUUAAACAAAUUUCUAAGAAACUGGUUGUGUUGUUAUGACAUGUAUUCACACCUGCCUUGGGAUGGGAAAUAAAUUAUUUAGUAAAAACAUAAAGACAAAAUAAAUCUUAGCUGUGGAACUGUUAACCUAUAACCAUGAUAUACAUUAUAUCCUUGCACAUAGAUAUAACAUUGCAAUUACAAAAACAUAAGCCAGACU
Talpa occidentalis (Iberian mole) is the source of this 5887-nucleotide messenger RNA. RefSeq names its product phosphatidylinositol 3-kinase catalytic subunit type 3 (gene PIK3C3). The record is from RefSeq and is a predicted model, not a curated record. Bases 93 to 2756 code for a protein of 887 amino acids. NCBI's taxonomy places the organism in Eukaryota, Metazoa, Chordata, Mammalia, Eulipotyphla, Talpidae. Gene Ontology annotation, biological process: autophagosome assembly; phosphatidylinositol-mediated signaling; phosphatidylinositol-3-phosphate biosynthetic process. The transcript is spliced from 25 exons. Gene Ontology annotation, cellular component: endosome; phagophore assembly site; phosphatidylinositol 3-kinase complex, class III, type II. Gene Ontology annotation, molecular function: 1-phosphatidylinositol-3-kinase activity.